AUGACGGUGCGGUACACGUGUAAACCUUUCCCCGGAUAUUCUAAUAUGCACACCAACUUAUUAGCAGCCAACCAGGGUGGCCAGGCGAUCGAUGAUUUUCCUAGGCAAAAAGGGAAGAAGAAAGCUUACCAAGCAGCAUCCUUCGCAAAACCAAAAGAACAGUCCCUCGGCAGUCAUCUCGUUCCCAGGAUCGACUUCCACGCUGAGCGGAGGAUCAAAAUCCUCGCGCAUGCUGGUGGCGAUGGCGUCGAUGAUCUCCUGCGGAGCGUUAUAGGAUUUUGCGACGCUGAGCACUGUCCGUGGCCUCCCGUCCACUUCGACGGGCUCGUCCAGCAGCCCGGGGCAUCGCUGCUCCAGGAGCAGGCGCACGACGGCCACUUGCAAAAGAAAAUAUAUUAUAAGUUUAUAUUACCUAAAAAUGUUAAUUUAAUAUUAAGCUUUAAACUGUGA
Gaeumannomyces tritici R3-111a-1 is the source of this 450-nucleotide messenger RNA. RefSeq lists its product as hypothetical. The transcript is spliced from 3 exons. The record is from RefSeq and is a predicted model, not a curated record. Bases 1 to 450 code for a protein of 149 amino acids. NCBI's taxonomy places the organism in Eukaryota, Fungi, Ascomycota, Sordariomycetes, Magnaporthales, Magnaporthaceae.